This is a messenger RNA of Geodia barretti, 3178 nucleotides long. NCBI's taxonomy places the organism in Eukaryota, Metazoa, Porifera, Demospongiae, Tetractinellida, Geodiidae. The record is from the annotation of a GenBank genome assembly.
AUCGCACUGGGUCUUCCCUCCUCUCGAUCGAGUUGCCCUUUCCUAAUCUAUGGCCGCAUUCUAGGGGGACUGGGGAUGGCUGCAGUUAUGCUGAGGGGUAUUCGCCUGCAACCCCUGGCUCGCAGCCCAGGAUGGCGGGGAAUCACGCCUGGAGUGCGGGGAUACCGCCCCAAGAAGCAUCCACGGCUCCAGACUCGCCUUCCUGUGACUCCAUCACUUGUCUACUCGACCUCUUCACCGAGGAAGGGCUUUGGAGUAGUAGGUCGAUUUCUGAGGAGGCAGAUUUACCUUGUCCUUCUGCUUGGAGGUGUAUCUACUGGAGCACUGCUGCUAGCGUGAACAGUUAAUUGAAUGUAUGACAAAAAAAUAUCUGUGUAUCGGGCCCAAAAAACUCAGCUUUCAACAUCAGAGUUUAGAUAUUGGACGGUGUAUGUAGGUAUGAGACGAGAGGUGGAGCGUCUGUCUUGGCUUGAUAACUACCUCCCAUCCAGCAUUGGAGGAAAGGUAGCAAAUGGGCUGGACUCUCUCUCUGGGUGGCUGAAAUCAAAACCAACCCCACCCAGUGACUCCUCCUCCUCCUCAUCAUCGUCAGCCAAGACGUCAGGUGUGGCAGCAGGAGGAGUGUCUGAGACAAGGGACAGACUCCUCCACAGUGAGAUACGAGAGCUGACGUCCAAACUGGCUCAGGUGGAGAAGGAGAACCAUGAGUUGAUGCAGCUACUCAGGGCAUCCGGAGAUGAUGCCCGUGCUGCUCUCCUCACUAGACAGAAAUCUCUGAUUGAGAUGUACACUGACAUUCUGAAUCUGCUCACUGACUUUGAUGCCAAGCUGAAUCGAAAGGAUGGCAAGUUUGUCAACACCCUCCCUCAGGUUGUUGUGGUGGGAGACCAGAGUGCUGGUAAGACAAGUGUGCUGGAGAUGGUUGCCAAUGCCAGAAUAUUCCCCAGGGGUGGGGGAGAGAUGAUGACGAGGAGUCCAGUGAUAGUGACACUGAGUGAGGGUCCUGAGCAUGUGGCCGUCUUCAAAGACUCCACCAAGGUCUAUGACCUCUCCAAGGAGGAUGACUUGACGAGACUGAGGAAGGAGAUCGAGGGGAGAAUGAAGAGAACAGUUGAGACCGGCAAGACGAUAUCAACUGAGCCGGUGUCACUGGUGGUGUAUGGUCCACAGCUAAAGAGGAUGGUUCUGGUCGACCUCCCAGGGAUCAUCAGUACGGUGACCACAGGAAUGGCCGUCACCACCAGAGAAGAGAUAAUAAGAUUGUGUAGGCAGUACAUGGCCAACCCAAACGCCAUCAUUAUGUGUAUUCAGGAUGGCUCCGUGGAUGCAGAGAGAAGUAUAGUGACGGACCUGGUGGGACAGAUGGAUCCUCCUGGUCAGAGGACGAUAUUUGUUCUGACUAAAGUGGACAUGGCUGAAAGGAGUGGCAUCAAACAGCAGAGAAUGCUGUCAAUUCUCGACGGUCAACUGUUCCCAAUGAAAGCUCUCGGGUACUAUGCCGUCAUCGCCGGCAAAGGUUCCAGUGCAGACUCCAUCAGGAGUAUCCAGCACUAUGAGCAGAGAGUACUUUGCCAAAUCCAAGCUCUUCCAGAAUGGGAUGUUGCGAGAGGCCCAGCUAUCCACCAGGAACAUGGUGAAUGCAGUGACUGAAGAAUUCUGGAAGAUGGUCACUGCCUCCAUCAAUGACCAGGCACUCCACUUCAAAACUCUGCGCUACAAUCUUGAGGCAGAAUGGAGGAAUAGGUAUCCUGGAGGUAGGACCCUCGACAGGAAUGAUCUAUUUGAGCUAGGGAAGGCAGACAUAUUGAACCAUGUGGCCAGUCUCCAAGUCUUCAAACCGGCCACCUGGGAGGGUGUUCUGAUGGACAGUUUAUGGACGGAGGUGGCUCCUCAUGUGCUGGAGAUAUUCAUAGAGGCAGCACAGGGCCAGUCCCCUGGGGAGUUCAACACCAGUGCUGAUAUUCAACUGCACAAGUGGGCAGACAGUCACCAGCUGGCCGAGCUGUGUGCCAAGGUUGGUCUGGAGACUAUGUUUGCCCAGCUGCACACUAAGCUGGAGGGGGAGGAAGGGGGAGGGGGAGGAGGUGUGGGAGGUGGAGGGUGGGGGGUUGUGGGUGUGGGAGGAGGAGGGGGAAAGUUCCACUCCCUGGGACAGGGUCUGAGAGAGGAGGUGGAGAGACUUAGCAAACAGAACCAUCGCUGGGAGAGCUACAACGUUGAUCAGUUGAAAUACGUCCAGAUGUCAGCACUGGAUGAUAAAGAUGUUCCGUCGGCUGAGCAAUGGAGAGACGCUGUGACCUUCAUGACCUCCGCUCUCAGUCGCCAGAUCAAGGAAGCUGAAGAUGAUCUACAGAAAUUGGCAGGGCCCACCUCAUUUUACGACCGCUGGGUGCUCUGGAAGUCCCAGUCCAGCACUCAAGUGGUGAAACGUGCAGCAGCUGAAGAGUUGAGCAAGUUCCUUGCAGCAGAACCUUCUCAUCCAAGCAAGCUGUUUACAGAUGAACUAAUGACAGUCCAAAGAGUUUUGAAGACCCAAGGUCAUGCUGCAAGUGAGGAGGACAUCCAGGAGUCGUGGCGACACCUCUACCACCUCCACUUCCUCAAGAGAGCAGAAGAAACUGCACACAAGUGCCAGCGAGGAUUUGUCCUCAGACAACACAGCCCCGAGUAUGCUUGUCCAGAAGUGGAGUAUUUCUGGAGAGUUCAGCAAGUCAUGAAGAGCUCGUCACACACACUUAGAGUACAAAUACUAGACAGAGAAGUUCGUCAGCUAGAGCAGCAGAUCAAGAGCAUCCUGGACUCCAUCGCAGUCAGUGAGGAGAGGAAGAAAGGGCUGAUCAGAGGAGAUGCUGUCGACAAGGCUGAGCAGCUCAAACAAGUCCGCAUGAUCCAGGAGAAGUUAGACACCUUUAGAGAAGCUCUGGCCAAGCAACAGAAGGGCCACUCACCAAAAUGAACUAUAAUAGUUAUUCUUUCAUAUUGUCUUCAGAACUCAAUGUAAUGUGGGCUGCAUAAUUAUUAUUAGAGUUAUAAUUAUAUAAUACGAGUAUUACUACUCCCGGCACAAAUGAGAAUGUUGAGAAUGUAUCUGGUAUUAUGUAUACCCCACUGUGCAGUACUUUAUGCGUUCUGGACACCUUUGCGUGUCCGUUCGUGGCUGGUAAAGUGUAAUUAUGUA